AUGGAAAGACUUCAACGACUUUUCGGAGCUGCAGCAGCUGGGCACCAGCCCGGUAUGGAUACUCCAACUGUGGAUAACGCAGAAAUGGUUUAUAUUUCUUCUUUAGCUUUGCUUAAGAUGUUAAAACACGGACGUGCCGGAGUACCUAUGGAAGUUAUGGGUUUGAUGCUCGGUGAAUUCGUGGAUGAUUAUACUGUACGAGUAAUUGAUGUAUUUGCUAUGCCUCAAAGUGGUACGGGCGUUUCCGUAGAAGCGGUUGAUCCCGUUUUCCAAACAAAAAUGUUGGAUAUGUUGAAGCAAACUGGACGACCCGAAAUGGUGGUUGGCUGGUAUCACUCUCACCCUGGAUUUGGAUGUUGGAUGUCUAGUUCUGUCAAAGGCAAA
Messenger RNA from Funneliformis mosseae, 384 nucleotides. The record is from the annotation of a GenBank genome assembly. Lineage: Eukaryota; Fungi; Glomeromycota; Glomeromycetes; Glomerales; Glomeraceae.